Messenger RNA from Halteromyces radiatus, 1318 nucleotides. RefSeq names its product putative alginate lyase. Gene Ontology annotation, cellular component: periplasmic space. Gene Ontology annotation, molecular function: lyase activity. The coding region runs from base 38 to 1213 and encodes 391 amino acids. The record is from RefSeq and is a predicted model, not a curated record. The transcript has 5 exons. Lineage: Eukaryota; Fungi; Mucoromycota; Mucoromycetes; Mucorales; Cunninghamellaceae.
UAUAACAUAAAAUUACUCUUAGAAAAUUUAUUCUCUUAUGGGACCAAGAAAACCGGAAAUUGAAUACAUUCAUCUUGAUCUUGUUGCCAAGUGUCGAGAUAGUGAAGCAAAUGACCUGGACUUUGCAGCAUUGAAGGUGGCUAUGGAUGCUUUGAAGAAACUGGCAGAUAGUGCUUUGAAAAAAGGACCUUAUUCUAUUGUCAAGGAUAAAAAACCUCCCUAUAUUGCUGCCUCCGGUGAUGUUCAUGACUUUCUUAGUUAUGCUCCUUAUUGGUGGCCUUCUGAUGCAAACGACGGCACAUAUGUUCGAAAAGAUGGCAAACGGAACCCAGACGUCAAAUUGGCUCAAGAUCAAAGUCAACUGGAGAAUUUCUCAGAACAGUUCAUGUAUUUAUGCCUUGGUUAUGAACUAUUUCGCGAUGAAGAAUACGCCAAACAUGCAGUUCAUUUACUGGAAGUGUUUUUCCUGAAUCCUGAAACAAAAAUGAAUCCAAAUGUAAAUUAUGGUCAAGUCAUCCGUGGUACCAAUAAUGAAAAUGGAAAAGGACGUCCGGACGGGCUCAUCAGUACAAGAACACUUGCAUGUGUGGCCAAUGUACUUCCAGCAUUAUUCAAGUUCUCUGGAUAUGCACGUAUUGCAGAUGGAAUAGGUUUAUGGUUUCAACAAUACGGGCAAUGGCUUUUAACAAGUGAUAUUGGCAAACAAGUGGCGACGAAGAAAAACAAUCAUCUGUCUUGGUACUUGGUUCAACUUGUUAUGAUUCAUUCUGUGUACCCAUUACCAUCAGUAGAAGACAUGCUACGCUCGUUUUUACAAACCAAACUAUCUGAACAUAUCGAUCCAACAACGGGUGAUCAGCCUUUGGAAAGCCAACGUACACGGCCUUUCCAUUAUUUGGUCUUCAACUUGCAGGCACUAAUAUACAUUACAGAAUGGACAAGAGAUCAUCCACACUUAUUUGGAUGUCAAGACGAAUUAAUCGGGAAAGCAGUAGAUUACCUUGUGCAGUACGAUACGACAAAGACAAAGGAAGAUAGUACAGAAGCUCUUCGAUGUGUCCAGCAAAUGCAACGACGACAACAACAUGGUCCUCCAGGUCGGCAACGUACUCUAGAUACAUAUCAACAGUGGAUCGAUACGACAAAAUCAUGUGAAAAUGCAGAAAAUAUCUCGGGACCCAAGAAUGCUUUAUAUCCUUUAUGGUCAAGAUAGGUUUUAUUGGAAUAGUAUUCGUUAUAUUUUAGGAUAGAUAUCUUUUUUUUUUUAAUAAAAAAAAAUUUAUUAUGUAUGGAUAAUGCAAAUACAUACACAGUAUCA